Molecule: messenger RNA, 1533 nt
Organism: Macroventuria anomochaeta
Lineage: Eukaryota; Fungi; Ascomycota; Dothideomycetes; Pleosporales; Didymellaceae
Exons: 1
Coding region: 1-1533 (510 amino acids)
Source: RefSeq, a predicted model, not a curated record
AUGGUUGCCUUCUCUCGCAUCACCUUCGCUCUCGCCGUUGCCGGCUUGAGCUCCGCUCAGUCUUUCUCUGGACCGGCUCCCUCUGGUUUGCCCUCCGACUUUCCUACCGGUGUCUUCCCAUCAGGUGCUGCUCGCCCUACCGGAGGAGUUGGCGGCCCAGGUGGCAACGAGGGUGGCCAAGGUCACGGUGGAGACCAGAGUGGUUUCGCUCACCCCACUGGCGGCCCUCACUCCGGUGGUCCCAGGCCCUCAGGCACCGGUGUCUUUGGUGCUCAGCGCGUUCAGCAGAGCGGCGAGGCUCCUUUCCCUAGCGGCGGCGACUUCUCUGCAUUCCCCAGCGGUGCUGCUAAGCCAUCUGGACACCACGGCAAGGGCGGCAAGGGCGGCAAGGGCGGCAACCGCAGCGGUCAGCCCAGCGGCGCUGCUCCCACAGCCUUCCCCUCUGCUGUGUCCGGCCUUGAGCGCCGCCAGCAGCCAUCUGGCACCCCCGUCUUCUCUGGCAGCUUCCCUGCCGAGUCUGGCUUCCCUGCUCCUUCAGGUGGUUUCCCAUCAGGGGGCUUCCCUGCUCCUUCAGGUGGUUUCCCAUCAGGUGGCUUCCCUGCUCCUUCAGGUGGUUUCCCAUCAGGUGGCUUCCCUGCUCCUUCAGGUGGUUUCCCAUCAGGUGGUUUCCCUGAGAGCGGCGCUCCGUUCCCUACCGGUGCGGACUUCUCCGCCUUCCCCAGCGGCGUAGCCAAGGCUUCCGGUCACCACGGUCACGGUGGUAAGGGCGGAAAGGGUGGAAAGCACAGCGGACAGGCUCCUAGCGGAGCUGCUCCCACAGCUGCUCCGUCAGCUGCCUCUGGCCUUGAGCGCCGCCAGGAGCAAUCUGGCACACCUCCAGCUUUCUCUGGCUCGUUCUCCGGCCCUGCGCCUUCAGGACCUAAGCCAACUGGUGCCAUCCCCAGCGGUGUCGCUCCUCCCAACGGUGCCCGCCCUUCCGGUCACCCAAGCGGCCCCAAGCCCAGCGGAACACCUCCCGCUGGUCCUUCCGGUGUUGAGAACAACGUCGCUGCUGCCGCUGCCAAGUCUGGCUCAUCUGAGAAGCCCACUGGUGUCAAGCCUACCGGUGCCCGCCCUACCGGUGCCAAACCCUCCGGCAAACCUACUGGCGCCCGUCCUUCCGGUCCUCCUCCCUCCGGUGCACCGUCGGCUGUUUCCUCUGGUCUGAGGCGUCGCGCCCAGCGCUCUGGAUCCAUCAAGCCCUCCGGUACUCCUCCCGCUAAGCCUACCGGUGUCAAGCCCUCCGGUACUCCUCCCGCUAAGCCUACCGGUGUCCGCCCCUCCGGCACUCCCUCUGGCUCGCCUCCUUCCGGUACUCCCGCUGCCAAGGUCAACGCCGCUGCUCAGUCCGGCGCUCCUACUGGCGCUCAGCCCACUGGCGCCAAACCCUCCGGCAAGCCUACUGGCGCUCGUCCUACUGGACCUCCUCCCUCCGGUAAGCCCAGCGGCCCUGCGCCCACUGGCUUCGUUACCUCUACCGUCCGUGGCGCAUAG